Molecule: messenger RNA, 1750 nt
Organism: Odocoileus virginianus texanus
Lineage: Eukaryota; Metazoa; Chordata; Mammalia; Artiodactyla; Cervidae
Product: translation factor GUF1, mitochondrial-like
Biological process (GO): positive regulation of translation
Cellular component (GO): mitochondrion
Molecular function (GO): mitochondrial ribosome binding; GTP binding; GTPase activity
Source: RefSeq, a predicted model, not a curated record
UGGCGCCGUUGCGUCCCGGGGCCUUCUUCUGACGCCUCGGUUGCGCAGGGGAAUGUGGACGCUUGCAGAAAUUUCAGUAUCGUUGCACAUGUGGAUCAUGGCAAAAGUACUUUAGCAGACAGGCUCCUGGAACUAACAGGGGCAAUUGAUAAAACAAAAAAUAAUAAACAAGUUCUUGAUAAAUUGCAAGUGGAACGAGAAAGAGGAAUCACUGUUAAAGCACAGACGGCAUCUCUCUUCCAUAACUGUGAAGGAAAGCGGUAUCUUUUAAAUCUUAUCGAUAUGCCGGGUCAUGCUGAUUUUAGUUAUGAAAUAUCCAGGUCACUCUCUGCUUGCCAAGGUGUUUUACUUGUGGUUGAUGCAAAUGAGGGUAUUCAAGCCCAAACAGUAGCGAACUUCUUUCUUGCCUUUGAAGCACAGCUAUCAAUAAUUCCAGUUAUAAAAGAUCUGAAGAAUGCUGAUCCUGAAAGGGUUGAAAAACAAAUUGAAAAGGUGUUUGAUAUUCCAGGUGAUGAAUGUAUUAAGAUUUCUGCUAAACUUGGAACAAAUGUUGAAAGUGUUCUUGAUGCAGUCAUCAAAAGGAUACCCUCUCCUAAAGCGCAUUGCAGAAAUCCCCUGAGAGCUUUGGUAUUUGACUCCACCUUUGACCAGUAUAAGGGUGUGAUUGCCAAUGUAGCAUUAUUUGAUGGAGUGGUUUCCAAAGGAGAUAAAAUUGUAUCUACACACACUCAAAAGACAUAUGAAGUUAAUGAUGUAGGAGUCCUGAAUCCUAAUGAGCAGCCAACUCAUAAACUAGUGUACCCUAUAGACCAAUCCGAAUAUAAUAACCUGAAGAGUGCUAUAGAAAAACUGAUACUAAAUGAUUCCAGUGUGACGGUUCACUGGGAUAGUAGCCUUGCUCUAGGUGCUGGCUGGAGGUUAGGAUUUCUUGGACUUUUGCAUAUGGAAGUUUUCAACCAGCGACUAGAACAAGAAUAUAAUGCUUCUGUUAUUUUGACAACCCCUACUGUUCCAUAUAAGGCUGUUCUUUCAUCAGCAAAAUUGAUAAAGGAAUACAGAGAAAAGGAAAUUACAAUCAUCAAUCCUGCACAGUUCCCUGAUAAGUCAAAAGUAACAGAAUAUUUGGAGCCAGUUGUUUUGGGCACCAUUAUCACACCAGAUGAAUAUACUGGGAAAAUAAUGAUACUUUGCCAGGCUUGAAGAGCAGUUCAGAAGAAUAUGAUGUUUAUUGAUCAAAAUAGAGUAAUGCUUAAAUAUCUCUUCCCUUUGAAUGAAAUUGUGGUGGAUUUUUAUGAUUCUUUGAAAUCUCUGUCUUCAGGAUAUGCUAGUUUUGAUUAUGAAGAUGCAGGCUACCAGACUGCAGAACUUGUAAAAAUGGAUAUUCUACUGAAUGGAAAUAUUGUAGAAGAGCUAGUAACUGUUGUACACAAAGAUAAAGCAUACUCUGUUGGCAAAGCCAUAUGUGAACGUCUGAAGGAUUCUCUUCCUAGGCAGGUGUUUGAGAGAGCAAUUCAAGCUGCUCUUGGAAGUAAAAUCAUUGCAAGAGAAACUGUGAAAGCCUAUAGGAAAAAUGUUUUGGCAACAUGUUAUGGUGGUGAUAUUACCCAAAAAAUGAAGCUUUUGAAGAGACAAGCAGAAGGAAAGAAAAAACUCAGGAAAGUUGGCAAUGUUGAAGUUCCAAAAGAUGCUUUUAUAAAAGUUCUGAAAACACAAACUGAUAAAUAAUUGGUGGGAAAAUAUAAGGAAUUUU